Molecule: messenger RNA, 441 nt
Organism: Staurois parvus
Lineage: Eukaryota; Metazoa; Chordata; Amphibia; Anura; Ranidae
Source: the annotation of a GenBank genome assembly
GGGAGAGCGGAUAUAGUGAAUGCAGGGUCCGGGGAGAGCGGAUAUAGUGAAUGCAGGGUCCGGGGAGAGCAGAUAUAGUGAAUGCAGGGUCCGGGCAGAGCAGAUAUAGUGAAUGCAGGGUCCGGGGAGAGCAGAUAUAGUGAAUGCAGGGUCCGGGGAGACCGGGAUAGAGUGAAUGCAGGGUCCAGGGAGACCAGAUAUAGUGAAUGCAUGGUCCGGGAGACCAGAUAUAGUGAAUGCAGGGUCCGGGGAGACCGGAUAUAGUGAAUGCAGGGGUCCGGGGAGACCAGAUAUAGUGAAUGCAGGGUCCGGGGAGACCAGAUAUAGUGAAUGCAGGGUCCGGGGAGACCAGAUAUAGUGAAUGCAGGGUCCGGGGAGAGCAGAUAUAGUGAAUGCAGGAUCCAGGGAGACCAGAUAUAGUGAAUGCAGGGUCCGGGGAGA